Toxorhynchites rutilus septentrionalis is the source of this 2691-nucleotide messenger RNA. It is a transcript of the gene fand, whose product is annotated as pre-mRNA-splicing factor syf1 homolog. The transcript has 2 exons. The record is from RefSeq and is a predicted model, not a curated record. Gene Ontology annotation, cellular component: U2-type catalytic step 2 spliceosome; post-mRNA release spliceosomal complex; Prp19 complex. The coding region runs from base 94 to 2676 and encodes 860 amino acids. Lineage: Eukaryota; Metazoa; Arthropoda; Insecta; Diptera; Culicidae. Gene Ontology annotation, molecular function: protein binding. Gene Ontology annotation, biological process: generation of catalytic spliceosome for first transesterification step; mRNA splicing, via spliceosome.
CUCCAAUGUUUACAAACACAAUAGUCUGCUUAACGUUUUCUCCGGUAGUUAUCCAGUUUUCUGAAUAAAAGUGGGUUUAAAUCUAAAAACACGAUGCCAAUUUCAUCGAAGGUUGAUUUGGCGGAAGUUUUCUUUAACGAAGAGGACCUCCCGUACGAGGAAGAGAUUCUUCGGAAUGCUUACUCCGUCAAGCACUGGAUGCGAUACGUGGAGCACAAGCGGAACGCACCGAAGUUUGUCAUCAACACGGUAUUCGAGCGCGCACUGAAAGAACUGCCUGGUUCAUACAAGCUGUGGUAUAACUAUCUCAAAACGCUCAGGAGACAAACCAAGGGAAAAUGUAUCAACGACCCGGAGUACGAGGAGGUGAACAACGCAUUCGAGAGGUCGCUUGUGUUCAUGCACAAGAUGCCCCGGAUUUGGAUGGAUUACUGCACCUUCAUGAUCGGCCAGUGUCGGAUAACGAGAACCAGGCAGAUCUUCGACAGAGCGCUGAGAGCUUUGCCGGUUACGCAGCAUCAGAGGAUUUGGCCGUUGUAUUUGGACUUUUUGCGAAAGUUCGACAUUCCCGAGACGGCCGUGCGCGUUUGGAGGAGAUAUUUAAAACUGUGCCCGGAAGAUGCGGAAGAAUAUGUGGAGUUCUUGAUUUCGAUUGGCCACUUGGAUGAGGCAGCCCAGCAGUUGGCCAGUAUUGUGGAUAAUGAGAACUUCUUUUCGAAGCAUGGCAAAUCCAAUCAUCAACUGUGGAACGAAUUGUGUGAGUUGAUUUCGAAGAAUCCGGACAAGGUACACUCGCUGAAUGUUGAUGCCAUCAUUCGGGGAGGGCUGAGAAGGUACACCGAUCAGCUGGGUCAUCUGUGGAACUCGCUGGCGGAUUAUUACGUGAGGAGUGGCUUGUUCGAUAGAGCACGGGAUGUGUACGAGGAGGCAAUUCAGACCGUUACUACAGUCCGUGAUUUCAGCCAAGUGUUCGAUGCGUAUGCUCAGUUUGAGGAACUGAGUUUGAGCAAAGUCAUGGAAGAGAUGGCUAGGAAUCCAUCGGAGGAUGAGGAACUCAAUGUUGAGCUGCUGAUGGCUCGGUUUGAGUAUCUGAUGGAACGUCGAUUGCUGCUGUUGAAUAGUGUCCUGCUGAGACAGAAUCCGCAUAACGUGGCCGAGUGGCAUAAGCGUGUGGAGCUGUAUGAAGGAAAGCCUCACGAAAUAAUCAACACUUUUACCGAAGCCGUUCACACCGUUCAGCCCAAGCUGGCGGUUGGAAAGCUGUACACUUUGUGGGUGGAAUUCGCCAAAUUUUACGAGAAGAACAAACAGUUGAGUGACGCUCGCAUUGUAUUCGAGAAAGCGGUCCAGGUUGACUUCCUCAAGGUAGACGAGUUGGCGAGCGUUUGGUGCGAAUGGGCGGAGAUGGAAAUCCGUGAGGAGAAUUUUGAAGAAGCUCUAAAAAUUAUGCAGCGCGCCACUGCCAUGCCUAAACGAAAGGUAGCCUAUCACGACGAUACCGAGACGGUGCAAAUGCGUGUCUAUAAAUCGCUCAAACUGUGGUCCAUGUAUGCCGAUCUGGAGGAAUCCUUCGGAACGUUCCAAACGUGCAAGCAAGUCUACGAUCGAAUAAUCGAUCUGAAAAUCUGCACCCCUCAAAUCAUUAUAAAUUACGGUUUGUUUUUGGAAGAGCACAAUUACUUCGAGGAAGCUUUCAAAGCUUACGAAAAGGGCAUUUCUUUGUUCAAGUGGCCAAAUGUGUACGACAUCUGGAACACCUAUCUAACGAAAUUCCUCAAACGAUACGGUGGGCAAAAACUUGAGCGCGCUCGUGACCUCUUCGAGCAAUGCCUGGACGGUUGCCCACCGGAGCUGGCCAAGAAUCUAUAUCUGCUGUACGCUAAACUCGAGGAGGAUCAUGGCCUGGCGCGACACGCAAUGGCCGUGUACGAACGUGCGACCACUGCCGUCAAGGAGGACGAAACGUUUGCCAUGUUCAAUCUGUACAUUAAGAAGGCAGCCGAAAUAUACGGAAUUCCCCGAACACGCGAAAUCUACGAGAAGGCAAUCGAAGUUCUAUCGGAGGCUCAAUCACGCCAGAUGUGCAUGCUGUUCGCCGAGAUGGAAACCAAACUCGGUGAGAUCGAUCGGGCAAGAGCCAUCUAUGCGCACUGCAGUCAAAUGUGCGAUCCCCGCAUAACGGCCGAGUUUUGGCAAACAUGGAAAGAGUUCGAGGUGCGCCACGGAAACGAGGAUACCAUGAGGGAAAUGCUUCGGAUCAAGCGUUCCAUCCAGGCCACCUACAACACCCAGAUCAACAUGAUGUCGGCAACGCUGAUCAACUCAACGGUCACCGGGGCGGGAUCGGAACCGAGGGAUGCGAUGCGAGCGUUGGAAGCGAAGGCGGCGGAAACGUCGGCGCGGGCAAUAGCUGCUGUGGGCGCGAGUGGUGGCAACAUCAUGUUUGUCAGAGGCGAAACGCAAGGGGGCUCGAAGAAGGCCGAUAAAGUGGUUAAUCCGGACGAGAUUGACAUUGAUGAGGACGAUGAUGAUGAUGAUGAGGAUGAGGAUGAAGCAAAUGGUGCCGAAGAAGCUGGCGAAGAGGAUAUCAGCAAGAAGAUGCCGGUGCAGAAGCAAGCUGUUCCAGCGAAGGUGUUCGGUAGUCUGAGAAGAGAAGAAGAAGAAGAUGAUGAAUAAAUAUUUGAUAAUCAA